Molecule: messenger RNA, 1899 nt
Organism: Nicotiana tabacum (common tobacco)
Lineage: Eukaryota; Viridiplantae; Streptophyta; Magnoliopsida; Solanales; Solanaceae
Source: RefSeq, a predicted model, not a curated record
AUGGGUGUGCUCAUUAUGGGUCUCUUGAGAGUUGCUAAUGGGCAUGAGCUGUUUUGCAGUCAUUUUAGCCCAUCAUUCAUAUGGGAAAUGGGGAAUAAUCAAUUUCAUUUUGAUUUAAAGUGGCUGCAAGUGAAGGGUUGUGAUAUUGUGCUGGGAAUGGAUUGGAUCAAUUCAGUUGCACCUCUUAUUUUGCAUACUAAACCACAUAGUAUCUCUUUUAUGAAGGAUGGUCGCUUUUUAACAUUGAUUGACAGUAGAGAUGCUAUAAAAAUAGCUCCUGCCAAGGCCAAGUCCAUUCAGAAAUUGCUCAAGAGCAGUUACUGUAGCUUUUUAGCCCUAGCCCAAUUCAAUGCCUUGGAAGAAGUAGCUAAGACCUUUCUUGAUCAAGCCCAAAUGGAACAGCUGGUGUCCAAAUUCGAGGACUUAUUCAAAGAACCAAGUGGUCUUUCUCCUAAGCGUGACUGUGAUCAUGCAGUUGAUUUGGUUCCUGGUGCUACUACAGUUAACCAAAGGCCAUAUCGAUACUCAUUUAAGCAAAAGAACACGAUCAAAAAAAUGGUCCAAGACAUGCUAAAGCAGAAUACUCUGGUUCCCAACUCCUCUCCUUUUGCUUCACCUGUUAUAUUGGUGAAGAAAAAAGGACUCAUCUUGGCGCAUCUUGACCUGCGGUCUGGCUAUCAUCAAAUAUGCAUGGAGGGGGACGAGUUCAAAACAGCAUUUCGAACUCACCAUGGGCUAUGUGUUUCUGCCUUAGAACAUUUGACUCAUCUUGAGAAGGUUUUUGAAGUAUUACAAGCUAAUCAGCUCUUUGCUAAGCGCUCUAAAUGCAAUUUUGGACGUGAUAAGAUUGAGUAUCUCGACCAUAUAAUUUCUAGUGGAGGGGCAAGUACAGAUGAGUCCAAAGUCGAAGCAAUACUCAAUUGGGCAGGCCCAAAAUGGGCUUUUGUUUGGAGUGAGGAGGCUAUGCAGGCAUUUGAGGCCCUAAAACAAGCAAUGGUCCAAGCACCUCAAGGUAGACCUUUGGCUUUCCUUAGCCAAGCUUUAAGCUCAAAGCAUCUGGGCUUAUCUACCUAUGAAAAAGGACUGGUGGCACUACUAAAAGGAGUAGAAAUUAUUGCUGCUGACGCAUUGUCACACAGAUUUGAUGAAGAGGCAGAAUGCAAAAGUAUUUCAGUAGUGUAUCCUUUGUGGGUUCAGGAAGUCUUGGCUAGCUAUGAAGGGGACUCAGAAAUCAUGGCAGCUAUGGCUAAACUGGCACUAGAUCCUAAUGUUAUUCCUAAUGUAUCCUUGCAGCAGGGCUCAUUGAGGCAUAAGGGUCAAAUUUGGGUAGGAAGCACUGGACAGAAGAGACAACAAUUAAUUGAAGCCAUGCACACCACAGCAUGGUAUGAGAAUGUGACACUUGCCAAAGGAACAAGGGAGAAAAUAUGGCUUAUCCAGGAUUACUUCAGCCUCUUCCUGUCCCUUCAAGGGCAUGGGAACACAUCACAAUGGAUUUCAUUGAAGGAUUACCAAAAUCCGGGGGAAAUAAGUAAUAUUUGUGUUAGUGGAUCGUUUUACCAAAGACCCGAUUUUUACAAGCCUAUUUUGGAAAGAGUUGUUAAUGGAUUGGGGGUACAAAUUAAGCUCAGCUCAGCAUACCAUCUGCAGACGAAUGGGCAAACGGAAAGGCUUAACAGGUGUUUGGAAGGUUACCUUCGAUGCAUGACUGGUCACAAGCCUGCAGCUUGGAGCAAAUGGUUAAGCUUGGCAGAGUUCUGGUACAAUACAACUUUUCAUUCAGCGAUUCAAAUGUCUCCCUUCAAGACGUUAUAUGGCUAUGAUCCUCCCCAACCUACAUUUGAGCUUGUGGCUAAAUCCAAGGUGAACUCAGUUGAUGAAUUGUUGCGAGAAAAGUAG